AUGGGUCCAGUGAUCUGUCCAUGCGCAGAACGUUUCGCUAACAAGUACCAACCAUUUAAGAGAAACAUUGCUAAUCAUUGGAUAAGUUCGCAACCCACUGCUAAUCUCUUGUCGUCAAUACAAGAUAACCAACCGGGAAAAGGUUACGGUGAUGUAAAUGAGGAAAAAGGAAACGGAGGACACUUAAAACCUUUCAAACUUCGAGAUAAGCCAAGUUGGACAAACUGUGUUCAUAGAAAAAGACGGAGAGAGAAAUCAAGCAAUGUUAGGAGCAGUCUUGCACGAGACCCAAUGCGAGAACAACAAGCAACGCCGACUGCCACAUCCAGCACCAUCCGCAAUACCCAUCCUGAUCCAACAAUAAUAUCGCUCCACCGCACGACCAGAGAGUACGGAAGAUAG
Molecule: messenger RNA, 402 nt
Organism: Loa loa (African eye worm)
Lineage: Eukaryota; Metazoa; Nematoda; Chromadorea; Rhabditida; Onchocercidae
Exons: 2
Coding region: 1-402 (133 amino acids)
Source: RefSeq, a predicted model, not a curated record